UUUGUUAAUUGUUUAUUGUAAUUUUCUCAAGAACAAAUACAAAAAUAGGGUUCUUCUUUAAGAUAGUCAUAUUCGUCAAUUUGUUCAAUUUCUCAAUUCUCUUUAAGAUACCCACAACUGGACAAGUGACGACCCACACCACCCACCCCUCGCCGGCAUUUCUCGCCAGUCGCCACCCCUCACUGACGUUCACUGAGCGAAUCAGUUCGUUGUUCGCCUAUUCGCACUUCGCAAGGCCACUGCUGGCUGCUACUGCUGCUUCCGUGAAUAGGUGAACGUGAAAUCAAGACCACCAGACUCAUCAACGCCGACGGCCCACCACCACACCAACCCACCUUCAAUUCAAUUUAGUUAUUAUUUUGAUUUUUGAAAUCCCCAAAAGUUAGGGUUUUGUUUUUAUUUCAAGUUUCAAAUCUCUUUCUCUGUUCCUUGUCUCAUCGUCGUAGCCUCAACCGAGCAGCCGCCGCCAGCACCGGCCAACCAAUUUAGCCGAACAGACGCAGUAGCCCUAGCGGCGCUUGAAGCCAGCCACGCGCCCCUGAGCAACUACACGAAGCAUCCAUCCUUCACCAUUAUCUUCUUCUUCCUCCAUAUUAAGUUCGAUGUAGCCAGCGAUCUAGCUUCCAAGAAGCUGCAAUUGAAUUGGUUUUUUUUUAGUUCAAUAUAAUCUACAAAAGGGUCAAUGUCGAAUUCUUCAACAAAGUUAAUCUUGGAUGGACAGGAACAAGAUGAAUGGAAGGAUAAGCUCAGCACAUUGUCUGAUGAUAUACUUGUCUUUAUUCUAUCUCUUAUGGAGAGAAAAGAAGCGACAAGAACUUGCAUCCUUUCAAGAAGGUGGCGGUAUUUGGCUACUUACUUCACUAAUCUCAACUUUGAUGUUGAUAAUUUAGAGACUAUGACCUUAGGCUGUAAGCGCCAACUCAAGCCAGUCAAAGAUCUAAAGCCAAGGUUCUUGAAUUGGGUUAGUCAAGUAGUGGCUUUGAAUCGUGCUCCAUUUAUUGAUGAAUUCAGAAUUCGCUUUCCAUUGGAUGAGACUGAUUCAAGUCAUCUCGAGGCUUGGAUCAAUUUUGCUAUCUUAAAACGAGUCCAGAACUUAGAGCUCCAUUUAAGAUCUUAUACCAUAACAUCUCAUGUUUGGAAAGGCAUGAGCCACCUCAAGUCCCUGAGUUUGAAGGGGGUAAAUAUAUGUGGAGAAGUAGUAGAGUUGGUUUUUUCUCGAUGCCAUCUUUUAGAACGACUAUACAUUGCUCGAUCAUACAAUCUAUUCAAGUUGAAGAUUCUUAACUUAAGCUCAGAAAAGUUGAAAUACUUGACAGUUCAUGAUUGCCAGAAUUUAGAAGAAGUUGAGGUACAAGCUAGGAAUCUUGUGUCGUUCGAUUUCAAAUGCUUCCAUACAGUUGUGGUUCAUGUUAGCGCUCCAUCACUCAUUGAAGCGCAAUUUCAUGGCUUAUAUGACACAGGACUGCUUCCAAAAUUCUCGCCCAUCAGAAGCUUAGCUGCUCACUUGUCUAAGCUUUCGCUUAAUGUAUAUGAGAAAUGGAUUGAUGAAGGUCUUAUCAUCCCUUCUUUUCCUAAUAUCCAAUACCUGAAGUUGUGGGUUUCUAUCAAAUAUAGUCAUUUUAACUUUAUUUUGUUAAGAUGCUUCCCGGAGGCCUGCCCAUUACUGCACGAAUUCAAGCUGGAGGUAACUUAUUAUCCCUAUAAUGGGGAGGUAGAUUCAGAUUCAGAUUUAGAUUAUUCAGAUAGCGACGACUUGAAAGACUCGAAUUUGCAAGAUGUGAAGCGGUGGUUGGAGACUAGAGAGGAGAUUAGUGCAACCUUUCCAAACUUGUGGAAAGUCGAAUGGGCUUCAACAUUUCACAAUGAUCUCAAUAAAGAAUAUAUGCUAGCUUUGCACAUUGUUAAGAAUGCCAUUAAGCUUAAGGACUUCAUCUUCACCCCCAUAAUUCCAAAGCCAUAUUCUAGUUAUGAAGAAUAUUCUGAUUAUGAAGAAGCUAUGGAAACUUGUAUAGAUCGCGCUGAACGAUUAGCUUUGGUUCUCCCAUCUCAUGUGAAUUUUGUGGUUAUCAAAGAAGGCUAAGUGAACCUCUCAAAUUUUAAAUGUAUUUCUUUUCUGGAUAUUGGAUACAUUUUGUAUUUUUGACAGUAUUUAUUUUUUUUUUUUGGAAGGAUUUGUGAUAACUCUCUAAUUUAUCCUUAUUUUAUGCUUAUUUAGUUUGCAUUCUUAUGCGGUUAUUGUUCUUUUUUAUUAGUAUUAUAGGAUUUGAUCACCUUGUGUAGGGUAUAUUGUGUUUUGCUCGUUUUUGUAGGAUUGGUCACCUUUUCUCGAGCAAAGCAAGUUAGGAACGAUGCGCCCUUAAUCCUUCGGAGGUUUUAAAAAGGGAACAGAGCUAAACUGAGGAUAGGAGAUAGUCCCAAGCACUCAUUUGAAGGCAAGGAGGCAAGAGGAUCUUAAC
This is a messenger RNA of Amaranthus tricolor (Joseph's coat), 2456 nucleotides long. RefSeq names its product putative F-box/FBD/LRR-repeat protein At1g78760. NCBI's taxonomy places the organism in Eukaryota, Viridiplantae, Streptophyta, Magnoliopsida, Caryophyllales, Amaranthaceae. The transcript is spliced from 7 exons. Gene Ontology annotation, molecular function: protein binding. The coding region runs from base 683 to 2080 and encodes 465 amino acids. The record is from RefSeq and is a predicted model, not a curated record.